AUGCCUCCUCUAAAAAGAAGCAACUCGUGCACAGACAUUGGAUUUACUCUCCGGCGACAAUUCCAUAAAGACGAUUUCAGACCUCACCAGCGUGAAAUCGUCGAGGCUGCUCUAGAUGGCUUUGAUGUAUACGUCCAAGCAGCCACAUCAUUUGGCAAGAGUUUGUGCUUUCAGUUACCAGCAGUCAUCGAUCAGGGCAUUACCAUCGUUGUUUCCCCCCUGCUCAGUUUGAUGAUCAACCAAGUUGAGGCGCUCAAAGCUUCUGGUAUUGAAGCAAAUGCUUAUAACAGCAUUACUCCUUAUCAAGACAAGAUUCGCAUUGAACGUGACCUUGAAAGUGGUCACCCAAGAACCCGACUACUCUACGUUACACCAGAGUUGUGCUCUUCUCCGCGUUUCCGUGAACGUCUGCAACUAGUUUACAAGCAGAAGGAGCUCGCCCGCAUUGCGAUUGACGAAGCUCAUUGCAUAUCAGAAUGGGGCCACGACUUUCGAAAAGAUUUCAAACGACUGUCAUGGUUCCGAGAUACCUUCCCAGAUGUGCCAAUUAUGUGUCUGACGGCGACUGCCAACCCGCAAGUUCGCCAGGAUGUACUGUCGAUAUUGAAACUUGACAAAACUCCCGAGAAGACAAAAGAGUUCCUGAUGAACCCUCAGCGCAAAAAUCUGCAUCUGGAAAUCCGUUACACCAAAGACGAAGAAGACAACCGCCUUAAUGAUUUUCUGCGGUGGAUCAGAAGUGUCUAUGCUCGUCGUGAAGGCAACGAAAGAAGAGCGGAACUCGAUCAAGUGAAUGAGCGUGUUAGUAAUGUCCCAGGCAUUAUCUAUACGAUAUCAAGGGAUGAAUGCGAGUCUCUUGCUGCCGCUCUUCGUGGGGAGGGCAUCGGAGCGAGGCCUUUCCAUGCCAAACUCCCUAAGGAUGUCAAAGAAGAAACGCUUGCUCGGUGGAUAAAUAAUGAAGUUGGUUACGAUAUCAUUGUUGCGACGACAGCUUUCGGUAUGGGUAUCGACAAGAACAAUGUGCGUUUUGUUGUUCACUGGCGCAUUCCCAAAUCCUUCGAGGGCUACUAUCAAGAAGCUGGUCGUGCAGGUCGAGACGGCAACGCGAGCUACUGCUUUCUCUACUACAGUCGAGAAGAUCUAGAGCGAGUGACACGAUUAAUCAGAUCGGACUCGAAAGAAGAGACGAACCAAAUUGCCAGACUGAAAAGCUUACAGGCUCUUGCUCAAUAUUGCGAAGAUACCGACAAGUGUCGGCAUGCUACUAUAUGCAAGUACUUUGGUGAAACGAGCAUGCCGGACUGCGACUUCGCUUGCGACUGGCACAAGGAUCCACAGGAGUUGGAAACGAGGUUCAUGAGAGGCUUGGCAAGCGAGGAAUGGGUGAGCACGCAGGCACAGCAAGGCACUUAUGAUAUCCCUGGAACUUAUGAUGCUUAUUAUGGUGAUUAA
Fusarium coffeatum is the source of this 1452-nucleotide messenger RNA. RefSeq lists its product as uncharacterized. NCBI's taxonomy places the organism in Eukaryota, Fungi, Ascomycota, Sordariomycetes, Hypocreales, Nectriaceae. The transcript has 4 exons. The record is from RefSeq and is a predicted model, not a curated record. The coding region runs from base 1 to 1452 and encodes 483 amino acids. Gene Ontology annotation, biological process: double-strand break repair via homologous recombination. Gene Ontology annotation, molecular function: ATP binding; nucleic acid binding; four-way junction helicase activity. Gene Ontology annotation, cellular component: chromosome; cytoplasm.